Molecule: messenger RNA, 796 nt
Organism: Chanos chanos (milkfish)
Lineage: Eukaryota; Metazoa; Chordata; Actinopteri; Gonorynchiformes; Chanidae
Exons: 6
Coding region: 45-704 (219 amino acids)
Source: RefSeq, a predicted model, not a curated record
GCACAAAGGAGACAUAUAUCGCUGUCCACUCUCAUAAUCACGCCAUGAUGGCUGGGACGAUUAGCACAGCUGUGAUAUGGCUGUGUGUGGCCUUUGUAUUCUUCACCUCUGAGAUCCAAGGAUCAACAAAUGAUACCUGUUCUUCUGCGGGCUGGUCUUUCGAACAACUCUCUGCUAAGCUAAAGGGCGCAGAAGAAUGCUUGGAGGUACUGGCUGGGCAGUGGGCAGAUAAUCAGACAGCAUCCAUACUGGAUUCUCUGCGAAGACUGACUGACAUUUUACAGAAACAGCAAAAAACAGUGUGUAAGGAUGCACCGCCAGCAGAAUGCCCUGCUCCUGUGGCGCAAAGCAAAGGCGGACUGGUGUGUGUCUCCACAGAGGAGAAGCGCUACUGCAAACCCAUGUGCAAUGAGGGAUACGAUUUCUCUUUCCUGAGGCGAUCUCGAAUCUAUGAGGAGUGCAGCAGAGCCAACAAACACAAAUGGACAACACAUUAUGUAGGAGGAAACAAACUGGCAGUCUGUAACAAGUCCAAUGUUCAGAUCUCUGGAGCAGCCUCUGCGUAUUUCCCAAAAGAUCAGGACUGUCUGAGGACCAAGAGUGACAUUCAGCUGGAGACUCAGGUCAUAGAGACCUUUCUCCAGGAACUGAGGGAAAGCGGCAUGACUGGUCCCUAUUCACACGCCUGUCUAAUCUGUGGAUAAUAAUCCAAACAAGCUCUUUUCUCAUGUUACUCUAAAAUGUGUAAAUUGUUUUGUUAUUUUUGUAUCUCACAAUAAAUACCUAAAUAUACUGA